CAGCAUCGUAAUUCAGUUCCUGCGGUUAAUUAGUAACAGGAAGGCCCUGUAGUCUGUUCCCAGCCAGCAGGGCUGGGAGGUUGAACUUCAGCUGGCUUGGGAGGCUGAGCGAGUGGGUGACAGGUCGCUCCUGACUGGGAAGGUUGUUUGCAAGUCAGGAUUGGGUUGCAGGUCAGAGGGACUCAUGCGGAGAAUCAGGAAGGCAGAGCUGUGCACAGGGCUGCUCCCUAGGACCUGAGCUGGAACCAGAGCUUUCAGUGCGGCUACACGAAGGCCACAUUAGGGUCUUAUUAUUGACAAGAAAUGUCCUUGUCCUGGGCACUUAUUUUGUCAGCAUGCUGUCCUGCUCAUCUGUGUGUUGGUUCAACGUUUCUGUUUCCUUGGAAGAUGGAAGGCUCUGAUACUGGUACUUGGAUUUUCUUUGUAUGACAUGCCCACUUCGGGGCCCGCAGAGAUCACCCGAGGCCCCUGGGCUCAGACCCCUCCCUGACCAACUCCCUCAGCCCCGGCCCCUCAGAUUCCCCCCACUGUGGGGAAUUAUAGAGGUCUGGGUGUGACAUGUGGUAGCCACACAGAAAGUUCCAGAAGGGCACUGUGUCAGGCCUGCCAACUCCUUCAUUCCUCUGAACACCCCACAUAACCCCUGGGAGAGUGGAAGGUACCCUGCGAAGACCUAAUUAUUGCACCAGGCAGCAAGGCCAUCUUGCCCAGGGUACAGUCAGGACCCUGCUUCCUGGGUCUUGCAAAGCCAAGCCCACCCCCACCCCCCACCCUGGAGACGGAGGCCAGCAGGGAAAGGCCCAAGGGGCCCAGUGUUCAGCAAAGACCAAGGCCAGACAGAGCGAUCCAGACCCCCAGGCUCUGAAUCACCUGCAGGUUCUGGGGAAGCAAAAUGCCCUUCAGCCCCAAAUGGUCUACACCAGGCCUGGUAGGCCCGGGGACAUGUCUUCUCACAGACGGGCUUCCUACACAUGCGCGCGCACACAAACACACACACACACUCACAUACACACACACUCCUGAUCUACACCAACAUGAACACAGACCCACAACGACCACUGUCCCACACUCACAUAUUCAUGACACUUACAUGCAGACUCACACUCAUAGACAUACACACAUGUUAACACGUAUAGAGAUACACACUGACGUGUCCACACACUACAUACACUGAAGCACGUACACACAUACACACCUGCAGUGAGAAUACACAUAGAUGCCCAGACACACCAACAAAAUUAUACAAACGUGGUCACACUGAUGCACAAAUACCUUGAUUACAGGGACACACAUACACCAGACAGACAGACAUGGACACACAUCUUUGCACAAGACACCUGCACACACACACCCCAGCCCCACACACUCUCGCCCGCCUUCUAACAAGCCCCAGCGUCUCCAGGGCUCUCCUGCAGCUGUCACUCACCCCCUGCCAUCCACACCCCUCCCUGGGGGAGGCGAUGUCCCCGAGGGAACAGAGGUCUUCGGUCCCAUCUUAAGCCCUGCUGGCUCCCGCGUGACAUCAGCAGCCCCCUCGCUGCCACCCUCCUGCCGGGAGUUCCGAGCUGGGUGCUGGGCCCGGGCUGGCGCCAGGCACAGACACUUCGGCCCUUGUUGGGAGAACAGAGAGGCUCUCUUGUCCACUGCCCAUCCUCCGGCUCCAACUGCUCGUUCUCCCAGCGGCGUUCUCCCAGGCUGUGCAGCCCACCUGAUCACUGUUACAAGAUGGACUCCAGCCCAGCUGGAACCCCAAGUCCACAGCCCCCGAGGGCCAACAGGAAUAUCAACCUCGGGCCUUCUGCCAACCCAAAUGCCCGGCCCACCGACUUCGACUUCCUCAAAGUCAUUGGCAAAGGAAACUAUGGAAAGGUCCUACUGGCCAAGCACAAGUCAGACGGGAUGUUCUACGCGGUGAAGGUGCUGCAGAAAAAGUCCAUCCUAAAGAAGAAAGAGCAGGGCCACAUCAUGGCCGAGCGCAGCGUGCUGCUGAAGAACGUGCGGCACCCCUUCCUCGUGGGCCUGCGCUACUCCUUCCAGACGCCUGAGAAGCUCUACUUCGUGCUCGACUAUGUCAACGGGGGAGAGCUCUUCUUCCACCUGCAGCGGGAGCGCCGGUUCCUGGAGCCCCGGGCCCGGUUUUACGCUGCCGAGGUGGCCAGUGCCAUUGGCUACCUGCACUCCCUCCACAUCAUUUACAGGGACCUGAAGCCAGAGAACAUUCUCUUGGACUGCCAGGGACACGUGGUGCUGACAGAUUUUGGCCUCUGCAAGGAAGGUGUGGAGCCGGAGGAGACUACAUCCACGUUUUGUGGCACCCCCGAGUACUUGGCUCCAGAAGUACUUCGGAAAGAGCCUUAUGAUCGGGCAGUGGAUUGGUGGUGCUUGGGGGCGGUUCUCUACGAGAUGCUGCACGGCCUGCCACCCUUCUACAACCAAGAUGUGUCGCAGAUGUAUGAGAACAUCCUGCAUCAGCCACUACGGAUCCCCGGGGGCCGGACCGUGGCCGCCUGUGACCUCCUGCAAGCUCUUCUCCACAAGGACCAGAGGCAGCGGCUGGGCUCCAAAACAGACUUUCUUGAGAUAAAGAACCAUGUAUUCUUCAGCCCCAUAAACUGGGAUGACUUAUACCACAAGAGGCUGACUCCACCCUUCAACCCAAAUGUGGCAGGCCCUGCUGACCUGAAACACUUUGACCCAGAGUUCACCCAAGAAGCCGUGUCAAAGUCCAUUGGCUGCACUCCCGACACGAUGGCCAGCAGCUCUGGGGCCUCAAGUGCCUUCCUGGGAUUUUCCUACGCGCCGGAGGACGAGGCCAUCUUGGAUUGUUAGACGAGAAGCACCUGAGAAACCACGGAGCCAGCUGGUAUCUCCCACUGCCCCAGGAAUUAUGGAAGAUGAAGUUAGAAGCCCAUGGAAAACACACCAAUGACAGUGACAUUGACCUACUGGGAAUCAAAAACCAGGUCACGAAGAGCUACUGUUACGUUGACCUGUAAUUCUGAAACACUCUGAUUUGAUUUCCACCUUCAUAGCGUCUGCCAAUAGACAAAUGUGGAACGUGGUGAGGGAGAAGCCAAAAUUCACCCAACUUUCCAAAGCCAAAAGCAAGAGCGUGUAAUUGUCAGAAAUGUGAUAGUACUGUCAAAAGUAUACAACCCACUAUGGGCUGUGAAACACAUAAUUGCUCUAUCUGUUCUAGGACUGUAAAAUCACAAAAUUUUCACCAGGAUAGAAAAUAAAAAUGAAAAAUGACGGUA
Sus scrofa (pig) is the source of this 3257-nucleotide messenger RNA. The record is from RefSeq and is a predicted model, not a curated record. NCBI's taxonomy places the organism in Eukaryota, Metazoa, Chordata, Mammalia, Artiodactyla, Suidae.